GCCACAGAAUUAAUAAACAAUGAACUUCCUGGGGAUACAACUACUUCCCAGGUUACAAUUGUUAUUACAGAUAUUGAUGACCAAAUUCCAGUAUUUAAUGAGAAUAAUUUUCACAUCAACGUUUCAGAAGAUAUAGGAGCUGACACACCUUUACCAGGCUUGAAUAUGGUUGUUAAUGACCGUGAUGUUGGAGAAAAUGCUCGUUAUAAUUUACGCAUUCGUGAUGUUCACAACUCAGCUGGAACAUUUACAGUACAUCCAACAACUGCCACUGGACGUACUCCAGUUGUAAUAAGAGUUGCAAAUGUUGAAGGGUUAGACUAUGAUGUGUCAGAUCCUUCUCUUAGGAGAAUUGUAUUUGAUGUUAUGGCACUGGUUAAGGGGAAGCAGGAUUUAGAUAUUGCGGUGGCAAGUUCUCAAGUAAUUGUUGAUUUAGUUGAUGCCAAUGAUAACUCCCCUGUCUUCCCUCAUUCUGCAUAUCGUCUUCGUGUUUUGGAGAAUAUUCGUCCAGGGUCCUUAAUUUCUAACAUCACUGCAAAAGAUAUAGAUAGUAAAGAGUUUGGUAGCAUAACGUAUUUGAUCAAAGGCUUUGGAGCUGAAAAGUUUUUUACACAGUCAAAAGAAGGAGGUUUAUAUGUGGCUAAAUCUUCUCCAGGUUUAGAUUAUGAAACACAAAAGUCAUAUUCACUUACAUUUGAGGCCCGUGAUGGUGGAGGACGAGUGUCAACAGCAAAUUUGUUUGUGGAAGUUGAGGAUGUCAAUGACAAUGCUCCAGUCUUUGAGCAGAGGGAAUACAGCCGCACAGUGAGGGAAGGGGCAACAAGCUUCCAACCACAACUUUUUGUUCGGGCAACAGAUGCAGAUGGUCCAGAUCAAGGUGGAGGCAAAAUAUUUUACAGUAUCCAGACAUCUAAUGUUGAUAGUGAUAUAUUCUUUGUGGAGCCAGUCAGCGGAGAAGUUAAAAUGAAUGUUCCAGUUAACUCAGCUGACACACCACAUGGCCAGUAUGAACUUGUGAUCAGAGCUACAGAUGCAGGCAAGCCCCCUCUUCAUGAAGACACUCGAGUGCUGAUUCGUGUGGGAGUACCAGGCAACCAAAGACCAAUAUUUCGUGGUAACAGAAAUGUUGGAAAUGGUCCAUCAGGUUAUGCAGCUACAGUUGCAGAGAAUGCAGAACCAGGAACUGAAGUUGUGCAAGUCAUAGCCACGGACCCUGAUGGUCAAGACUCACUUCUCAAUUAUUUUAUAGCUGGAGGUGCUAGGGACAAUUUUGUCAUCAACCAAAGAUCUGGUCAGAUCAGAGUCUCACCCGAUGCUCGUCUUGACCUCGAAACUGGAGGUUCACAUUAUGAUAUAAUUGUCCAUGCUGUUGAUUCUGGUGUACCAAUAAGAGAGACAGCCACUGCUACUGUUGCAGUGCAGAUAAUGGAUGUGAACAAUAAACCUCCUGUCUUCCCUACAAACGAUGCUUCAGCUUUUGUUCGCUAUAUAUCAGAGAGAGUACCAGUUGGUGAACCUGUGCUGACGGUAACAGCGACAGAUCCGGAUUCAGAUGCCAAUCUGGAAUACUCCAUAGUAGAACCCAUUCGAGCUGCAGACAGAACAGGAGUGGCUCUGAAAUCCACCAUUCCCUAUAAUUACAAAGAGACGUUCAAAAUAAACUCAACCACAGGUGAAGUGUCUGUAGCGAAGCCACUAGAUCACCAAGCAGCAGCAGUAAUCAUCAUCACAGUUCAAGCCACUGAUUUAAAUGCAGUUGAACAUAUUGAAGAGCAAUCUGCAAAAGCUGAAGUUACUGUUUAUAUUCAGGCAUACAGCGACAACAAUCCGGUGUUUCUAAUGUCUACAUGGACCCCAACAAACCCUGUCAUAAAGGUGGCAGUAGUAGAAGAACAGCCAGUGGGAACAACCUUACUGACAUUAACGGCGAAAGAUCCUUUGAAAGGGAAGCUUAUUACACAAUUUGAGGAAGUUAAAAGUGCAAGACUGCAAGAUGCCGAGGAUUUUGUCAGAGUGGAUCAAUCAGGAAUCAUAAUUCUAAAUAAGAGACUGGAUUAUGAAAGCUUACAACAAAAGUCAUUGAGUUUCCAAGUUCGAGCUGUUUCUGAUGAUAAGAGCAGGACCACGGAAGCAACAGUGGUUAUUCAAGUUGAAGACAUAAAUGACAAUAGUCCACAAUUUUCUCAAGAGAAUUAUAAAACCAGAGUGUUUGAGUCUGCAAAAUAUCCUGAAUCAAUAUUAACUGUGAGAGCCAAUGAUCUGGAUAUGGAUGAUAACAAAACAGGUUAUGGAGCUGUUCGAUACACCUUGAGUGGAGAAAGUGCUGCAUUGUUUGUUAUUGAUCCUGUAUCAGGGGUGAUUCAAAUUGCUCCAGGUGUUACACUGGAUAGGGAGAAGCAGCCAGUAGUGAGGUUCACUGCUGUGGCAUCAGAUACUCCGCAAGGCGGCAGUGAACAGCGCAAGUCUAGUGCUGUGGUAUCAGUAGAUGUUCUUGAUGUGAAUGAUAAUGCUCCAGCAUUCACGAAGCACAUAUACUCAGCAGUUGUGCCAGAAAAUGUAGCAGUAGGUGCCGAUGUUAUUACUGUAACAGCAGUGGACCCUGAUGAUGGAGCUGGCGGAGAAGUAACCUAUGAUCUAUCCAAUGAAGGAGAGGCCAGUGGAUUGUUUGCAGUCAAUCAUACCACGGGACAUAUCACUACACAGAGGGCUCUGACUGGCAAAGGUCGUACAGAACCCUACCAUCUGAUGGUGCGAGCCCAGGAUGGAGGGAACCCCUCCUUAUCAACGGAUGUGCCACUUAGCAUAUUUAUAGGAGAUGUUUUCACCAAUGAUGGAGUUCCACUCUUUAUUCGACCAACACUCAAUGAAGUUGCUAAAGUUUCUGAGAAUUCUUCAAUUGGUUCACCAGUUUUCCAAGUGAUGGCUACAGAUCCUGAUGAUCCAAAUACACCAAAUGGUAGAGUCUCAUAUAAAUUCCUAGAUGAUGGAUUGGAUGCAUCUGCAUUCAAUAUUGAUGGUAAGAGUGGACUCAUCAGCACAAGGCAGUUGCUUGACCGAGAGCAAAAGGAAAAUUAUACUUUGAUCAUUGUUAUUCAAGACAAUGGUGAACCUCCUCAGCAAGCAAGCAGAGUGUUACAGGUUCAAGUGCUUGAUAUCGAUGAUCACAAGCCUCUGUUUAUACGUGGAUUGGAUGAUGAACCGCAGAUCAUGACUGUGAAUGAAGAAAUGAAUGUUGGUUCAAAGGUUGGAAAUGUCACAGCAGUUGAUGAGGACAUUGGUGAAAAUGGCAUGAUUGAUUACCUUAUAACAUAUGGUAAUGAGGAUGGACUAUUUUCUAUAAACCGCACAUCAGACAACAAGGGGAUGAUUACUGUAGCAAAGAGAGUUGAUCGAGAAACAGCCUCGGAACAUUUAUUGACCGUGAAGUGUUUCAAGAAAUCUGCCAAACCUCAUAGUUUGAGGAAACAGUAUAACAGACAGGAUCCAUCAGAAAGGCAAGUUAAGAUUGUAGUAUUGGAUAUUGAUGACAACAAGCUGGUUUUCACAAAAGAUAAUAUCACUAUAGGUGUUCGCCUGAAUGUGCCAGUGGAUACUUCUCUUCUUACAUUGGAGGCUGUUGACAUUGAUUCAGACUCUCAGCCUAUCACAUACAGGCUAGCCAACUCAACAUUCUUCUCUCUGGCACCAUCAGUUAUAGACACAGUGCCAGUGUCAGCCAAUCACAGUACAGUAUUUAGACUUAAUAAUGAAACAGGAGAACUGAGAACGGCCAGCAGUAUGGUUGGCUUUGUGGAUGGUUUCUUUGAGUUGCAGGUGACUGCAAACAACACUGAAGUUGCUGGCAGAGAAGUGAACACCACAAUCAAGAUAUUUGUGCUACGUGAUCGAGAUCUGUUGAAGUUUGUGUUCAGCAAACCGCCAACAGAUGUGAGGAGAGUUCUUAAUGAAUUUCAGAGGGAAGUAGAGAGGGCACUGUUGCUUCCUGUCAGUCUCAACAUUUAUGACACACAGUUCUAUGCUAAAGAAGAUGGCAGUCUUGAUUUCAGCAGCACAAGCUCAUGUUUCCAGUUGGUUGGUAAGGAAAGCUAUGAUCUUAAUGAUAUGCAAUCAUUGCUUCAGGAUCCUAACAACGUUGACCUGAAUGAUGUUUAUGACAAGUACAACGUCCAAGGCGUUCAGAGAUGUGCGCCCCUUAUUGCUAAAGCUGAGGCCUCUUGGAUUCAACUCUGGGUACUUGCAAUUGCAUGUUUCAUUGGGUUGGGUGCACUGAUGGCAGGGAUAACCACAUGCUGUUUACAUGGGAGGUACAAACGUCAUGUGAAGCGCAGCCUGUUACGGGACUGUCCCCGAGUUCCUGUUUCUAGUAUCGGGUAUUUAUCUAGUACCGGAGGCCCUCCUACCAUGAUAAUAACACCCUCAUCUGCGAUAUCAGAAGGACCACGAAUGUAUGAAUGGGCCCAUGAUGGCCCAGUGUUACCUCCAGGACAUGAUAACAUGUCAUACCAUAGUUUUCCAACAAGGUAAUAUUUCAUAUUUCUGACGUUUUAUUAUUGCUGUUAAAACAGAUAUUAAAUUUUGUUAACAGAUUGUAUAAAUUAAAUACACAUACAUAUAUCUCAUUUCAGAGUCACGAUGAUUGUUGUCUCUGCCAUUAAUUGUAGUACAAAUUGGUUCAGGAAAAUGCUUCCAAUUUCCCUUAGAUUUUAGUUAAUUUCUCGUAUCUGUAACAUGACUGAAAUACAGAAAUAUGAAUACAAAUUCUACUGUGUAUCUCACAUUAUGGUCUUGCACUAAUAUCUCCAAGUAAAGUAUUUUGUAUGUUUCUUUUUAUUCAGGGCUAAUAUUUGUAGGAAAGUAGGCUUGUGAAAUCACCAUUUUCCUCUCCUUCAAACAUUGGGGUUAAUAUGAGAAUUUUAUGGCGCUAAAGAUUUGGAUUGUGUUCUUUUGGAUUAUGGCACCAUCAUACUCUGGUAGCUGGUUACCAGUAUUUGAUGGGACCUUGGACAUCAGUUCUACCCUGAAGUUAGAGGCACAUAGCAGUGCAUCCCAGAAGGUCUUCAUCUUGAAGGAACCUUAAGUUUUGCAGGCUCCUCAAUACUGGUGACCCCCAAUAAAACUAGAUGUUGACAUAAUCUGGUAGACCACAAUCCAAUUCAAGUUUGAUGUUUAGAUAUUGUGCUUUUAUUUAUCUCAAUUCGGUUAUACUGAAAGGUUCUUGAUCAAUACCUUGCCAGCCAUG
Messenger RNA from Cryptotermes secundus, 5239 nucleotides. RefSeq names its product cadherin EGF LAG seven-pass G-type receptor 3. NCBI's taxonomy places the organism in Eukaryota, Metazoa, Arthropoda, Insecta, Blattodea, Kalotermitidae. The transcript is spliced from 21 exons. Gene Ontology annotation, biological process: homophilic cell-cell adhesion. The annotation marks the transcript as partial. Gene Ontology annotation, molecular function: calcium ion binding; cadherin binding. The record is from RefSeq and is a predicted model, not a curated record. Gene Ontology annotation, cellular component: plasma membrane; catenin complex.